Molecule: messenger RNA, 1469 nt
Organism: Bursaphelenchus xylophilus (pine wood nematode)
Lineage: Eukaryota; Metazoa; Nematoda; Chromadorea; Rhabditida; Aphelenchoididae
Source: the annotation of a GenBank genome assembly
AUGAUCUUUUGUUGCUGUCCCAAAAAAUCGACCGACAAAGUUGAGUCGACCAAAGAGGAGGGCCAAAUAGUUCCUCCGGCAGAAUUUGCUCCAGAUGAAGAGAACGUUAUUACAGUUGAACCCGCUCCUUCAAAGCCAUCUUCUCCUCCGCCAGCUCCGCCGUUGCCUCCGCCAAAAAGCCCAAGGGGAGAUAGUGUGGGAAAUGGAGAGGCGAACGGAAAUAUUGGGCAAAAUGAAGAUAGUGGUCAGAGAAUUGAAGAAAAUACGGAGAAUAUCGGAGGAGGAAGCCAUAUUGAGCAUAAUGCGCAUGUAGAACGUGUUUAUGUUGAGCAGGCCGAGCAUGGACAACCAGUAGAUCAUCAUGAAUAUCCAGAUGAGCCUGCGCCGGACUAUGAACCAAGUGUGCCUCCGGUGGAUUAUGAUGAUCAGUAUUCAGAGCAUGCAGGAGACCACAAAGGACAUGAGGAGCAUGGAGAUCAUGAACAAGUUCAAGGAGCUCAAGAAAGGAUUAUUGAACAACAUCAUCAAGAAGAACAUUUAGAUCAUCAUCAUCAUGAACCUGAUGACCAUCACGAUCAUGUAGAUCAUAAUGAACAUAUUCUUCAUGAACAAAAUCUUCAUGAACAUGUUCAUGAAGAAUAUGACCAUCCUCCAUAUGAGCCACAACAACAGGCAGAAGACCGUUCCCACAACGUGAUAUCCUCUCAAAACAGCACUGCGACACCUCCAAUGACUCCUAAAGAAGACACCCCGGAAGAUAGGGAACUCCACGAUCAUAUCAAGGAAGUAUUGUCAACGACUGUCGAGAGUCUACAACAUCAGACGAAAGAUGACCAAAAUGCUUUUAGAUUCAAGAAUGAUGAGUAUUUGCCCGCGGAUUCAGAUGCAAGGUAAGGCAUGUUGUUGGUGGAAUUGUUGGCAGUAGUUUGUUGUUGGAGGUUGCAGUGUUACACUUAAAGAAUACACAUUUCUUUCUGUGCACGGAGGUUUUUUUUUUGAAAUUUGAGGUUUAAAUAUAUAUGUCUCUAGUCGAAUCUAGGCUUGCAAACGAUUGUUAUGAUUAUGUCACUCAUUUAUGACCAUAAUCAUAACGUUUUUGAUACACAGAAAUAUAAAGUUGCGUAGCCAAAACAUCUCUAAACACAAGAUAAAUGCGUCACUUCGGAAGAAUCGUGCAGACGAAUCAUCUGAUGACGUCUUUGCCCAAUAUUUUGUAUGGUAUGUUAUAUAAACAUCUAGUUUGUACGUACCAUUGUGUGCUUAUCUACAAGUUGACCUUGAAGAUACGACCAUAACUUAUUGAUAAAAACACUUCCAACAAAAACAUUUUUUUUGAGAAAAAAGAUUUGUAAACAAAAACAUCUUAAAAAAUUGUAAAAAGUAAUUGUAAUACUGCAACUUCCAUUUAUUGCAUCCAAUUAUUACUGCAUGCCACCACUGAAUAUCGUGUUUUCCUUUCCAGAAAUUAA